AGACACUCUUAAAGAAGACACUGAGCGUUCGCUACUUCCAUCGUCUGCACAGCGAAUAAACGAAACCUCACUACACAAUAAAGUAGAAGCCUAUCACCUUCAUGGCUUUAAUGGCGUUGCUGACGGUUGUCAUCUUACUGACGUCACUUCCUGUGUUGUACACCAUGAGCCUGGACACAAACGUCACAGCUGAUAAUUCCGCGUCGUCGUCCUUAGCAUCCAGCGCGGGAGGUCUGGAGAUGAGGAAGUUACGUCACAUCGAGGCCGAGCUGGAGGUGUUGAGGAGAACAGUGACGGAAAUGAAAGCAGGCGGGCAGUGCGGUGCACAAAGUCCACAUCCAAACGUGUUGAGAGAAGUGACGAGCGAAAUACAAGCGCUCCGUUCACAGUUUCAAGGUCUGCAGGUGCAAAGAGAGUUGUCCAUCCUGCGAUCAGAUCUUCUUCUCGCCCAGUCAGCCAUGCUGGCGGACACCGGAAGUAAACCUGUGGGCAGAACACCGCAGAUCAGCAGCGAGCCUCCUCCUGUCGUCGAGAACAUUUCUACCAUCAUGAGCACAGGAGCCGUGUACGAGCGCUGGGGCAACAGUGGCUGUCCUAAUGGCACAGAGCUGGUUUAUUCAGGUCUUAUUGGCGGCUCAUUCUACAGUCACACUGGAGCAGCCGCCAACGCUUUAUGCUUGCCUUUCAACCCUGUCUUGGAAAACAACCCUGGUGCAACCUACGUGGCAUCCAUCUACGGAGCUGAAUUGCAAGUGGAACCUCUUCCCAAACAUAACCUUGACCUCCUAUGCGCUGUAUGCCGCAGCCCACGGGCGACAAUCCUCAUGGUACCCGCUGCCAGUGCUUGCCUCGCUGGAUGGACAGUGGAGUACUCCGGGUACCUCAUGGCAGGAGACCCCGGUGACAAUGCAGCAACAGAAUACAUUUGUGUCGACAGAGAGCAGCACACGCGCACUGGGUCCGACGAGAACGACAACGGCAAACUCUUUUAUUACGUCACUGCUGCAUGCGGUAGUCUCCCUUGCCCGCCUUAUGUAAGCGGGAAAAUGUUUCCUUGUGUCGUCUGCUCCAAGUAACGACCAUACACAUGCAGGAUAAGUGUCACUGGGUAAGAUAGAUAUUGUAUACUUAAAACUCGCUCUUAAGUUAGUAACAUUUGUAUUUCUGUCCUCGCCAAGCAGAUUUGUUUUAUUUUUUUAAAGCUGGGGAUCAUCUGCCAUUUCUUGCAAAUAUAAAACUCGUGUAACUCGCUUACUUCACUCUUACACGUGUUGACAAGACCAGCUGGAAAUGACAUUUUAAUCACAAUACAUCGAGACGUCUAUGACAACGCCUUGAAGUACACACUGGCUGGACUGCUUCAGACUCUGUACUGGACCUUCACCUGCCUGCUUGAUAGGAACUUGAGUGAAAGGACUUUAUGAUUAUCAAAGAAAAAUAAAUGAUAUACAUAUAAUGUCGAAAGAUCUUGCGUUCACUGCUACUUUGUUUCGUUUUGCGAUUUCUCGUUUUGAUUUUAACUUUUUGAGAAACAUUCAAAUAAAUUACAAACGUAU
Pomacea canaliculata is the source of this 1556-nucleotide messenger RNA. RefSeq lists its product as uncharacterized. The transcript is spliced from 5 exons. The record is from RefSeq and is a predicted model, not a curated record. Lineage: Eukaryota; Metazoa; Mollusca; Gastropoda; Architaenioglossa; Ampullariidae. The coding region runs from base 102 to 1076 and encodes 324 amino acids.